Mytilus trossulus (common blue mussel) is the source of this 773-nucleotide messenger RNA. RefSeq names its product bublin coiled-coil protein-like. Lineage: Eukaryota; Metazoa; Mollusca; Bivalvia; Mytilida; Mytilidae. The transcript has 2 exons. Bases 43 to 381 code for a protein of 112 amino acids. The record is from RefSeq and is a predicted model, not a curated record.
CUCAAUUAUACCAGUUUUCCUUUACUAUCACAUGACGUCAAAAUGGCAGAAGGAGAUUUAGGGAAAUCAGAAUCUGAUCAAACUGACAAACAGGACAAUGUAAAUGAUCCCAUAGCAGAAUUAGAAGAAAUGAGCUUAAAUCCUAAUGCAGACAUAGAAUGUUUAGUAGAAGAUGCAACAAAUGAAUAUGAAAAUCUAAACAAGACAAUGGACGAACUAGACUCAUGGAUGACCAAUAUUGAAAGUAGAAAUGAUUCACUGUACUCUCAACUACAAGAAUUGCUACAAUCUAGCAGAGAAACACGAUUAGAAUUACAACAAUUAAAUGGAUCUCAGGAAAAGAAUGUAGAACCUAAUGCUGAGGACAAGGCUAAAUCUUGAUAAAUCUUCAAAACAUAGAAUUUAAACUUUAUACAUCACCUCUGCUAGAGUUAGUUGUCGUUAGUAGUUAUUGAUAUUCAGAAUGUGUUAUUCAGGAGAAAGGGAAACAAUGAUGAUGGUUUAUUCCUAAGAAUAUUAUCAAACUUGCAAUCUAAUUUGAUGUUAAAUCAUUUGAAGAAAAAAAAACAGUUGUAUUCAAAAUAUUCAAUCAUUUAGAAUUAUUUUCCAUCAAGCUAAAUAUUAAACAGCUGAAAAAUCAGUUAAGAAGUUAAAAUAAAAUCAUUCCAUAUUUACUACUAUGAUAAUUUUGCAAAAGACAUGCCUUUCUUAUGUGUACUAUCAUUUUUCACUGUUACAAAUUUUGUUAUCACAAAAUCAGUGUGAUUUUUAAG